AUGCAGAUGCAGACCAAAGCAAGCAAAGGUAGCUGCCGCCUGGAUCGGCGCAAGUGCCCGCUGCAGUGCAGUGAGAGCAGCACUGAGAGCAGCAGAGCAGAACAGCGCAGCCGUCUCUCUUACCGCGCUGUGGUAGGCCUAGCGGCAGCUCCCCGACCUGGCUGCGGUGCGGUGUCCAAUUGCAGCGCCGGACGCCCUGGGACCUACCGACGGCCGGGAUGGACAAGGACAAGCACGCGAGCUGCAGUGGCCUUGGUGGUGCUGCCGGUGGAUCUCACACCAUUUUGGCUCGAGCGUUUGGGUAGGUUUGCAGAGGCCCAGAAUCUCAGUGUGGGCACACCGUCGCAUCGCCGCGAUGAAGCUUCUCAACAUGCUCCAUGCGUGGUGCGAGCACGGGUACCUGUUGAGAGCGUCUGCGCCGAGGCAAGACCCGAGCUUAAGCUUGUACCUGUACAGAGCGCGAGGCAGCGGCUGCAUCUCCUCAGCUAUUGUCAUCAAGGACAGACCGCGUCCGGUAUGGGCGUGCCCCCGCCCUCUUCGUCUCUCUCGUCUCUCUCGUCUUCCUCCUUGGCUGCCGCGAAUGACACGCGGGAUGCCAUCGCGUUAUCCCGCCGGGCCUCCUCCAGGCCAUCCGAGCUGGGUAUAGCACUCGUAUUCCCUGCGCUCAUACACGCAAGGCUCACGGCCAAGGACGCCUGCAUCCACGUCCACGUUGACGCCGUCUGCCCAGGGCCUCGUCUCGCCUCCUCUCCGUUCCCUGUGCUGGCAUCCUUCCCCAGUCCCACCGUGGGCCUGGCGCGCACUGACCGACAGCGACUCGCAGGCUCCCAUCGCGGCGAACGCCCACGCUGGACGCUGGCGCCACCGCUGCGGCUGCGAGUCUCUGCAUCCACGGGCAACCUGGCGGCAUUCGGAAGCGCUCUGUGA
Trichoderma asperellum CBS 433.97 is the source of this 927-nucleotide messenger RNA. NCBI's taxonomy places the organism in Eukaryota, Fungi, Ascomycota, Sordariomycetes, Hypocreales, Hypocreaceae. The record is from RefSeq and is a predicted model, not a curated record.